UUAAGUUUCAAAUUCAAACAUUUUAGUACUUAUUCAUGAAUGAAAAUGGUGUUUAGAAUUCUUCAAUAUUUCAUGAACCACCAGAAAUUGGUUGAUAAAUUAGCGGAAUCUAAUUUUAUGAGAAGUAUUGCACGAUUCGUUGUUCAUAAGGCAAUUCGUGCGAAAUCAUUGACAGAAGAUAUGAAGUCUGAACAAUUAGAAAAAACUCUGAAAAAUAUCGCCGAAAAACUAAAGGACACGAAGAAUAAGCUUGACGGUAAACAGUGAAUACGUUCAUUGUAGACUAUUGAAUUCCUA
Messenger RNA from Rhopalosiphum maidis (corn leaf aphid), 297 nucleotides. RefSeq lists its product as uncharacterized. The transcript has a single exon. NCBI's taxonomy places the organism in Eukaryota, Metazoa, Arthropoda, Insecta, Hemiptera, Aphididae. The record is from RefSeq and is a predicted model, not a curated record. The coding region runs from base 40 to 267 and encodes 75 amino acids.